GGGCUUGGCGCACAAGGUUUUCAAGCCAUAUAUUAAUAAGCGGUCUAAUAAGGUAUAUGGUAGUUCGUUGGCGUUAACCGGCAAAAUGGCGUCCGACAAGAUCCUUCCUAUUUUUCUUGUUCUUUUCACCAUCACCAAUGCCGCAGUUAUUCCAACUGUUAAAGUGCUGCAAGGACCGGGAAGUAGGACCUCACUUUAUGGGCCAGAUGGAAGUGCUUUAGAAUCGGCUGCUCCAGGAGGUACUUUAGUAACUGAUGGUAGUCAUCCUGGAUUGCUAGCUGCAGGUCCAGCACAUCUUCCUUCCUCGCCAGAUAUUGUUGUAGGUGGAGGUCCAGCAGGUAAAAUUGUUACCAGCUACACACUAGCUGGUCCAGCAGUGCUACCAGUUCAGCUGUAGUAGCAAGUGAUGCAAUUGUAGCAGGUUUCACAGUCAUAGCUACGCCAGGAGCUGCUUUGAUUGGAUUACUUCUGGGAAAUUUCGGCGUUGUAUAAGGAUAGGUCUGAUGAAUAUUGAUAGAUUCAAUUAGCUAUUCAAUAAUAUAUUAAUUAAAAAACUAUAGAUAUUGUUU
Messenger RNA from Ceutorhynchus assimilis (cabbage seed weevil), 569 nucleotides. The record is from the annotation of a GenBank genome assembly. NCBI's taxonomy places the organism in Eukaryota, Metazoa, Arthropoda, Insecta, Coleoptera, Curculionidae.